Phascolarctos cinereus (koala) is the source of this 1078-nucleotide messenger RNA. RefSeq names its product ribosomal protein L39 (gene RPL39). Gene Ontology annotation, cellular component: cytosolic large ribosomal subunit; ribosome. The record is from RefSeq and is a predicted model, not a curated record. Lineage: Eukaryota; Metazoa; Chordata; Mammalia; Diprotodontia; Phascolarctidae. Gene Ontology annotation, molecular function: structural constituent of ribosome. Gene Ontology annotation, biological process: translation.
AGCUCCGCCCUCUGCAGAGCCUCUAAUAGCGAGCUUCCGCCAGUCUUUCUCCCUUUUUCGCCCGUCCAGCCAUCGUGGUGGAAGCUCGGCUGUCAUCUCAUCAUCAUGUCCUCUCAUAAAACAUUCAGGAUCAAGAGGUUCCUGGCCAAGAAACAGAAGCAGAAUCGUCCCAUCCCUCAAUGGAUUCGAAUGAAAACUGGAAAUAAGAUCAGGUACAACUCGAAAAGGAGACACUGGAGAAGAACCAAGCUCGGAUUAUAGAGAAUGGCCAGGGCAAUGAAAGACAUUCUACAUCAAGACCAUCUCCCCCCCCCUUACCAUGCCAUCCAUCAAUCCAUCCAUCCAUCCAUCAAUCACUCAAUCGCCUCAUUGCUCCCAAUAAGAAGUAAAUUAUCACUACAGCCCUCCCAUUUUGGAAGCUAUCUGCCAAGAUGCAGACAUAAAAAAAAAAACCCAAUCCCAAGAAACUGUUAAAUUUGUCUUGCCCCUAAAUGUUUUCAUAAAUUGCAUCCAUGUGUUCAGGUACAGUGUAUUGUGAUAUAGUUUAAAUUACUGUUAUCUACAUCUCUGUGUAGCAUUUGUAUGUUUGAGGUUAUGCUUAAGAGGCAGAGAUCAUAAUGAAACAAGUUACUCAUGUCAAGAAGAACCAAGCCCUGCCUUGAACAAGCUGUCACAAUAACCUCUCUGUGUUUUGUUUUUGUGUUCUAAGGAGUUAUAAGAGAGCACCUACCUCACAGGGUUGUUGUGGGGAUCUAAGAUUUGCAAGCCUUCAGUGUAAGCCACCAGUGCUGCUAAUCAGGAGCUGUCUCAGCCAGAUUAUGCGCAGCUGACUGUGCUCAUUUAUCAAACUCACAGUCAGAGAAGUAACCUGUUGACCCCCUGCUUAUUUCAUACAAUAAGCCGUCUUUGUUCCUUGUUGGGAGGUGGAAAUUAAGUGUUGGCAACUUCAGAGUUGUCGGUUAUUUGUGUGUUUGGGAAAGCCCAACCUUUGUUAGGAACUAGACCUGGUCCAGGUGAAUGGCUUCACAAUUUUCUGAAGAUGCAAUUCUGCUAAUAAAGGGCUUCUACAAAAAAAAAA